AUGUCACGAGGACAUCGGGAUCGGGGCGUGUCAGGUGGCAAAAGAGGAUUUGCAAUAGAGUUGCAGGACUCUGGAAAUUUGGAUUUGCAUGGUGAUGACGGUGGAGUAGUUUGGCAGAGUUUUAGCCAUCCAACUGAUACCCUAUUAUGGAACCAGGAAUUUUCAGAAGGAAUGAAGCUGGUAAGCAAUCCUAGCUCCAACAACUUGAGUUAUAUUCUCCAAAUCAAGUAUGGCGACUUAGUUCUUUCAUCAGGUUACCAAACACCACAGCCGUAUUGGUCUAUGGCGAAAGAAAUCCUCUUCAGAAUAGAGGGUCAAGUGGUCCUUCAGGAACAAAAAUACCAAGCGAUUCGUGCAGCACACCAGAACCUUGUGAUUCUUACUUGGAAUGUUUUAGUAACAAGUGCCAGUGCCCUUCACGUCUCAGCUAGCGUUCUAAAUUGCAAGGCAGGGGUUGUCUCCUCAUGUGAUCCUUCAAGGGGUUUACAGAGCUUUUACAAGGAUCUUCAAACUGCAACUAAUAACUUCUCAGUAAAGCUAGGGCAAAGAGGUUUUGCUUCGGUUUACCAAGGGAUUCUCCCAGAUGGGACUCGACUUGCUGUGAAGAAGUUGGAAGGCAUUGGUCAGGGACAGAAAGAGUUUCAAGCCGAAGUUACCAUCAUUGGCAGCAUCCAUCAUCUGCACUUGGUUUGGCUCAGGGGCUUCUGCGCAAAUGGCUCCCUUGAUAAAUGGAUUUUCAUGAAAUACAACAAAGAAUCCCUGUUGGAUUGGGAGGACAAGGUUCAAUAUAGCAAUGUGUACAGCUAA
Molecule: messenger RNA, 807 nt
Organism: Malus domestica (apple)
Lineage: Eukaryota; Viridiplantae; Streptophyta; Magnoliopsida; Rosales; Rosaceae
Source: RefSeq, a predicted model, not a curated record